Molecule: messenger RNA, 1641 nt
Organism: Tachyglossus aculeatus (Australian echidna)
Lineage: Eukaryota; Metazoa; Chordata; Mammalia; Monotremata; Tachyglossidae
Gene: CLN5
Product: CLN5 intracellular trafficking protein
Exons: 4
Coding region: 1-1068 (355 amino acids)
Biological process (GO): lysosome organization
Cellular component (GO): lysosomal membrane; lysosome
Molecular function (GO): hydrolase activity, acting on glycosyl bonds
Source: RefSeq, a predicted model, not a curated record
AUGGCGCCUCCGGCUACGGGUCCGGGUCCGUGGGCGGGCCUGUGGCUGGGGGUCCUCCUGGCGGGGGUCUCGGGGCGGGCGUCGCCCCCUGGCGGCCUCGGCGGGGACGGCAGCGGGAGCGGGAGCGGCAGCGCCCCCCGGCGGCAGUGGCCCGUGCCCUACAGGCGCUUCGAUUUCCGUCCUAAACCUGAUCCUUACUGUCAAGCUCUUUAUACUUUCUGUCCAACUGGCUCCCCCAUGCCAAUAAUGAGAGAGGAUGACGUCAUUGAAGUCUUCCGAUUGCAGGCUCCCGUGUGGGAAUUCAAAUACGGGGCUCUCCUCGGACAUUUGAAAAUUAUGCACGAUGCCCUGGGGUUCCGAAGCACUCUCACCGGCCAGAACUACACCAUGGAGUGGUAUGAGCUUUUCCAGCUGGGAAAUUGCACAUUUCCCCAUCUCCGACCUGAAAUGGAGGCACCUUUCUGGUGCAAUCAGGGGGCUGCCUGCUUCUUUGAAGGAAUCGAUGAUGGCCACUGGAAGGAAAACGGAACCUUGACUUUAAUCGCGACCCUAUCGGGAAGCGUGUUUAAUCAGAUGGUCAAGUGGGUGAAACGUGACAACGAAACCGGCAUUUAUUACGAGACGUGGACCGUCCAAGCCGGCCCAGCCCAGAAGUCGGAGGUCUGGUUCGAAUCGUACGACUGCUCCAGGUUCGUCUUGAGAACGUACCAGAAGCUGGCCGAACUUGGGGCCGAGUUCAAGAAAGUGGAAACCAAUUACACCAGGAUAUUCUUAUACAGCGGGGAACCCGUUUACUUGGGAAACGAAACGUCCAUUUUUGGACCCAGAGGGAACACGACAGUCGCUGCAGCCCUAAGGAAGUUUUAUUAUCCAUUCAAACCUCAUGCGUCGACAAAGGAAUUCCUUUUAAAUCUCUUGAAAAUUUUCGAAUCGGUAGUUGUGAGGAGAGAAUUCUACUUAUUUUAUAAUUUUGAAUACUGGUUUUUACCCAUGAAAUUUCCAUUUAUCAAGAUAACGUAUGAAGAAAUUCCUUUGCCGAGACAAAACAAAAAAUGGCUGGAUUUUUAAUAUGGGUGCUGAUCCUGCUGGCUAACCUCCCAUUAGACGGGGAGCCCCAUGUGGGACAGGGACUGUGUCCAAACUGAUUAUCCCGUAUCUACCCCGGCGCUUAGUACAGUGCCUGGCACGUUGUAAGUGCUUAAAUACCCCAACGAAAGGAGGGCAGCUAAAAAAGUUUUUCAGGGAGUGCCAGGUUUUCUUGCUUCUUCUUUCUGGCUUUGCUUAACCACUUUACCUUUUCUUAGCAAGUGAAACUGAAUUCCAUCAAUUUGGACUCAACGAGGCCAGCUCUGAAUAGGAGCAUUAGUCGGGAAGAGAUGGAUACUUGGCUGAGAUCUUUUGAUAUCAGUUUUCCGGCCCUCUGUCCUUUAUUAGUCUAAUUAAAUUGGUAACUGCUCCAGCUUAGAGAGAGGAGCACUAAUUAUGCUGGUCAACUCCCCUUCCCUUCCUUUAUCCUCCCCAUCCUGGCUGUCAAGUUUCUAAAUAUUACCUGUUAGACCAAAGUAACUUUAGAGAGCUGUGGAACCAGGCGUAUAGUUAGAGCUCAUCCACUAUCAAUCAAUCAAUCGUAUUUAUUGAGCA